AUGUCCGCCACUAGUCCGGUCUACGACCGCACCGCCGAGCUCCGCGCGCUGGACACGACACUCGCCGGCGUUCGCGGCCUCGUCGCUUCUGGCGCCACGCACGUCCCUCGCAUCUUCAUGCCCCCCGGCCAAGAACCGUCCGUGGCAACCGUCACGGUGAUCGACCUCGGCUGCGCCGACCGCGCGACCGUGCUGGGCUGCGGCGGAGUGGGGGUUCUUCAAGGUGACGGACGCGGGGUCCCCGGCGAGGCCAUGGCCACGGCGGUGCGGGCGUUCCACGAUGCGGACGGCGGGGAGGGCAGCGACAAGGCGCGGCUCUACUCGCGGGAGCCAGGGAAUGCGGUCAAGUACCACUGCCUCUUGGACCUGUACCAGUCGCCCGUGGUCACCUGGUGCGACACGCUCUACCUCCACAUGGCGCCCGACCCGCCCAUCGCCGACGAGCUGCCGGAGAGCUACCGCCUACCGGUGAGCGUGCCCUGUCUCUUAAUCGUACUCUAG
Messenger RNA from Phragmites australis (common reed), 501 nucleotides. Its product is annotated as probable 2-oxoacid dependent dioxygenase. The record is from RefSeq and is a predicted model, not a curated record. The coding region runs from base 1 to 501 and encodes 166 amino acids. The transcript has 2 exons. Lineage: Eukaryota; Viridiplantae; Streptophyta; Magnoliopsida; Poales; Poaceae.